AUGACAGACAUCUCCAACCCCCAUGCCCCGCUCGACGUGCCGCCGGCCGAGGCGACCCGCGCCUUUGCCCGGAUCGGACUGUUGUCGUUCGGCGGGCCGGCGGCGCAGAUCGCGGUGAUGCAUCGCAUCCUUGUCGAGGAAAAGGGCUGGCUGACCGAAAAGCAGUUCCUCCACGCGCUCAAUUUCUGCAUGCUGCUGCCCGGGCCCGAGGCGAUGCAGCUUGCCACCUAUGCGGGCUGGCUGAUGCAUGGCGUUCGCGGCGGUCUGAUCGCGGGUCUGUUGUUCAUCGCGCCGGGACUUGUGAUGAUGCUCGCCCUGUCUGCGGUGUUCGUCGUCGCCGGCGACGUCCCGGUGGUGGCCGGGCUUUUGUACGGGCUGAAGGCAGCGGUUCUCGCCGUCGUCGUCCAGGCACUGAUCAAGGUGUCGAGGCGGGCGCUCGGCUCGGCGGCGAUGAUCGUCAUCGCGAUUGCGGCGUUCGUCGGCAUCGCGCUGCUGCGGCUGCCGUUCCCGCUGAUCAUCGCGCUGGCCGCGCUGACCGGCGCGCUGCUGCACUUGGCUGCGCCGCAUCUGCUGCCUGCCGCAAAGGGCAGCGAUGAACCGCACGCAUCAAGCAUCACCGUGCGCGGACAGGACCAUGGCGCAGUGGCCCGCACCACCGUGCUGUGGCUGGCGAUAUGGCUGGUGCCGCUCGCUGCGCUGCUGGUGCUUCUCGGGCGGGGCGACGUGUUUGUCGAUGCGGCGCUGUUCUUCUCGCAGACCGCCAUCGUCACCUUUGGCGGGGCUUAUGCGGUGCUCGCCUAUGUCGGCCAGCAGGCGGUCGACCUCCAUGGCUGGCUGACGCCCGGCGAGAUGCUGGCGGGACUGGGCCUUGCCGAAACCACGCUCGGACCGCUGGUUCUGGUGCUGGUCUUUGUCGGCUUUGUCGGCGGCGCGUCGCUCGGAGGCAUGGAGCCGCUUGUCGGCGGAUUGCUGGGCGGGCUGGUCGCCGCCUUCUUCACCUUUGUGCCCUGCUUCUUGUGGAUCUUCGCCGGCGCGCCCUAUGUCGAGGCGCUGCGCAAUGUGCGCUGGCUGGCCGCGUCGCUCGCGGCGAUCACGGCGGCCGUCGUCGGCGUCAUCGCCAAUCUGGCGGUCUGGUUCGGCCUCAAUGUGCUGUUCGGCGCGUUCGAAAAUGUCCGCACGGGACCGUUCUUCGUGCCGGACAUCGACUGGGCCGGCUUCGACCGGGUGGCCGCGGCGAUCGGGAUCGCGGCGGCGGUCGCGCUGAUCCGCUUCAAGCUUGGCCUGUUUGCCGUCCUCGGCGCGGCGGCGGUGGCCGGCGUCUUGGCGACGAUGAUGGUCUGA
Messenger RNA from Effrenium voratum, 1341 nucleotides. NCBI's taxonomy places the organism in Eukaryota, Dinophyceae, Suessiales, Symbiodiniaceae. The record is from the annotation of a GenBank genome assembly.